Triticum urartu is the source of this 1117-nucleotide messenger RNA. Its product is annotated as putative esterase PIR7A. Lineage: Eukaryota; Viridiplantae; Streptophyta; Magnoliopsida; Poales; Poaceae. The record is from RefSeq and is a predicted model, not a curated record. Gene Ontology annotation, molecular function: methyl indole-3-acetate esterase activity; methyl jasmonate esterase activity; methyl salicylate esterase activity. Gene Ontology annotation, biological process: salicylic acid metabolic process; jasmonic acid metabolic process.
CCUCACCCGGAAAAGUGAUAAUUCACUCUGGUUGGCUACAGGAACAUGAAACCAUGAUUGGCUACUACAUAGUGUAGUAGUGACAAGAUUCCCUCGCCAAAGAUAUCUGCAAGCUGCAGGCAGGAGCUGAGGUGAAAUCCGAUGGAGGGGAGCGGCGGCGGCAGGCACUUCAUCCUCGUACACGGCCUCUGCCACGGCGCGUGGUGCUGGUACAAGCUGGUGCCGAUGCUCCGCGCCGCGGGGCACCGCGUCACCGCGCUGGACAUGGCGGCGUCCGGUGCGCACCCGGCGCGCAUGGACGAGGUGGAGUCCUUCGAGGACUACUCGCGGCCGCUGCUCGACGCCGUCGCCGCGGCACCGGCAGGCGAGAGGCUGGUCCUGGUCGGGCACAGCCUCGGCGGGCUCAACCUCGCGCUCGCCAUGGAGAGAUUCCCGCGCAAGGUCGCCGCGGCCGUGUUCCUCGCCGCGUGCAUGGCGUGCGCCGGCAGGCACAUGGGCGUCACCAUCGAGGAGUUCUCCAGAAGAACCCCAGCCGAUUUUUUCAUGGACAGCAAGAUCAUGGUUCUGAACACAGAUCAAGGCCCUCGGCCUGCCGUCGCGCUUGGCCCCAAAUUGUUGGCAGCGAAAUUGUACGAUCGAAGCUCAGUCGAGGACCUGACGCUGGCCACGUUGCUGGUGAGGCCGGGCUGCCAGUUCGUGGACGAUCCGUUGAUGAGGAACGAGGCUCUGCUCACCGACGCCAACUACGGCUCGGUGAAGAAGGUGUACGUGGUGCUCAAGGACGACGCUUCCACCUCCGAGGAGAUGCAGCGCUGGAUGGUCGACCUGAGCCCUGGCACAGAAGCCGAGGAGCUCGCCGGAGCCGACCACAUGGCUAUGUGCUCCAAGCCCAGGGAACUCUCUGAUGUGUUGCUCAGGACCGCCAACAAGUAUGACUGAGGAUGGUUGUGCACACCCAGCCGUACGUACAACCAGUGGCGGACCCAGAAAUUGUUGACGCCCCAGGUGAACAACUAAUGGUUAAAAACUACCCAAAAAAACUUCAAUUUCAAGGCAUAUAAGAAUCAAUCUAUGUUUUGCAUAACUAAUAAGAAACCAAACAUGAUAUUCAAUGACA